Molecule: messenger RNA, 2570 nt
Organism: Trichoplusia ni (cabbage looper)
Lineage: Eukaryota; Metazoa; Arthropoda; Insecta; Lepidoptera; Noctuidae
Gene: swi2
Product: protein singed wings 2
Exons: 9
Coding region: 645-2051 (468 amino acids)
Cellular component (GO): extracellular matrix
Source: RefSeq, a predicted model, not a curated record
UUCUUAAACAACUUCAAAACGUAAGUCUUCAAUUCGCCAGUGAAUUUUAAUUUAACCACAGUAUGUUCUUCACAAUAAAUCACAUGUAGCAAUGAAAUGUAACAUUAUGUGAAGACCAAAAUGUGUGUGAAACGAGCGUUUACAGUAAACAAGUUUACCUGAACAUCUCGUUAGAGUGAUGGUGCUAAUAACAUUGAGAUAGCCGUGUGAUGUUGCCGUUUAUCGUUUUCAGGCUUUCAGUCGUCGCCAGGCCGCCGGGCGCGCCUUACGGUUUUCAUGAUUUAAGGAAAAGCGCGCGAAUUUUCCGCAGCGCUACGUAUUUUACGAAAAGUAAUAUCCAAUUUAACUUCGCUUGCUAAGAUGUGAAGUGAUCAAAAGUAUUUAGUGCUUUAAUCAAUCGGUAAAUGCUUUCUUGACACGAAAUUGUUGAUUAUUUGUGGAACUUUUCUUCGAUUUGAUUAACUAAAAAAUAUUUUGGGCUAUAAGUUAUUUAAAAGUACAUUUUAAAACUUGCAAGAAAAGAAGAAAGGUUAUAAACAUUAUCCAGAACAGAAUUCAAUAAGAUCGAAGCGUAGUAAUAAAUUGUUUGUUAGAUAUUCAAUUGGCAUACAGUUUAAUUAUUCGGGAAGUGGAAAAUAAUAAUAAUGAAAGUAAUAUCGGAGGUCUUGGUGCUCUUCAGCGUGGUGUCAGUCGUGACUCCCGGGUUCCAGUUCCGUAGCAGGAAUAUAUCAGACACAUCAGUGAGCAAGCACUGCUCACUCAGCGAGUUCACUUCAAAGGCCGAGUGUAAACUGCUUCAAUACCAACUAAACUGUCGAAUUGGCUUGGUCAGCACCUGGUUACGAGGAAUCAAACGCGAGAUAACACAUCUUCGGUUGGUGGACUGGUCUGGCGAGUGCUUGAACGUCGCCCGCCUCCAAUACCACUUCCCUGAGCUCGUCUUCUUAGAACUCAUCAAUUCCACAAGUCUGAGGAGCUUCAAGGGCCACUUCACGUCUCUGAACAAAAUCGAGAAACUCGUGGUCCAUGGAUUGGAAGCACUUUGGGAGAUACCACCAGAAGUGGUGGUCGAAAUGCAAGCACUACGAGAGAUGGAUUUACGGGGAAACAUGCUGAGACACAUAAAGUCACCAUUGUUGACCAAACUGAAUAAAUUGGAACGUAUCUACUUAGCAGGCAAUAGCUGGGAUUGCAGCGACGGCGGACUUGACUGGCUGGCGAUGGAGCCGGAAAACGGAACAAUCAGAAGAAAAAUUAUAGACUACGACGACCUUGUGUGUCAUCAGCAACUGUACAGAGGGAAGCCGUUGAACAAAGUUAUGGAUAUCAUUCGGACAAUGCGUCAAACCUGUCCAGAGCCUUGUACUUGCACGAUGACGCACGUGGUGUCAGAUGCGGCUGGUGCUGUGAUCCCCCUCAUCACCGUCGACUGUUCCAACAAGGAUCUGGAGAUGCCACCACCGACGCUACCACCUGGCGCCACCACGCUCCGCCUUGAGGGCAACAAGUUGAACACGAUUCGCGCUAUCGUCCACAACCCUCAGUACAGGGUGCUCACGGACUUGUACUUGGACAACAACAGCAUUUCGGCAGUCAAAGAGCUGGAGGGAACGGAAUGGUUCUCCAACUUUCGAGUUCUGAGCCUUCGAGGGAACUACCUAAAGCAGAUCCCCGUGUACGCCUUCGACAAAGCGUUCCAAGUAAACAACAAUUUGAUGCACGUGUUUCUGGGGGACAACCCGUGGCGCUGUGACUGCCAUUACAUACCCCGAUUCCAGAGCUUGUUACUGAAGUAUAGAAGGGUGAUUCGCGACCUACCUGAUAUUAAGUGUUCGAAAUCAACUGAUAAAAAGACUUCAUUAGCACAGAUCAGCACAAUACCUUUAGGUAACAUCUGUGGAGACGAUGACGUCAUGCCUAUUAGUCCAAUUAAUAUUGUUAAUUUAGUUCUUUUAGCUUUAAUACUAUUAGUGGUUGGCAGGUUUCUUUAUGAUUGGCAGACUUUUAAGAACACAGGCCAAUUGCCCUGGUUGUCUUCAAUAUUACCUUGAAAGACCAAAGUCAGUAAAUUGCAAAUCAGUGGUAUAAUAAUAGUCUUGGCCUUUAUAUCAAAGGAUUAAAGUUCAUUUUUGUUUGUUUAGAACUAUUUAGCACAGAUAAAAAUAUUUAUUCCGACUUGAAUGCCUUUGUUGAUGUAGUCCUCGAGGAAGAACACGAGAUUGGGAAUAGGAAGACUGAAUUUUGGCAUUUGCCAUGACACAAAGGUGUGAAAAAUUCGGGAUCUAUAUAUAUAUCUCCAAGUUCUUAAAUUGUAGUCGUUUUUAUACCACAGAUGAGGUCUAUCAAACAAAACGUAUCGAUGUAGCAAAAACAUGAAAUCAAAAAUCCUGGAACUAACCUCUUCUUUACUCACUGUGUUCGUAGAGGGUGAUUCCCAAGGGCAGGUCUUGCGACGGUUCAAAUUGUACCGACGUGAAGGUUCAUUAUGAACAACGCCCCUUGCUGGAAACUUCCUCUAUUUUACUUAUAUCUAGUCGUACUAAAAUUAGUCAAUAAAUAUAUUUAUUACA